AUGGCCACUAUGAAAGCUGUCGGAGUGUCGAAGUACGGCCCGGUCCCUAGUGAUCCGAUUGGUCGACAAGUUCUCGUCAAAGUCAAAGCCUGUUCUGUCAAUCCGAUCGAUCAUAAGGUUCGAUCAGGAACCUACGACGAUGCACCCGACUUCCAUAUCAUCGGCUUUGAUGGAGCUGGAACCAUUGAGAAAAUUGGACCAGACUGUCAACUCUUCAAAGUCGGCGAUGAGGUCUCUUGGGUAGGCUCAACGACUGAACAGGGCAGUUAUGCAGAGUACCAGCUCGUGAGCGAAUUGGCCUGCGCCAAGAAACCGAAGAAUCUCGAUUUUGUCGAUACUGCGAGCUACGGGUUGACUUUCAUGACGGCGUUUCAGUCGCUGCAUCGGAGGAUGGAGAUCAAUGGCGGGGGUGGUAUUGGGAGUGCAGCUAUUCAGCUGGCGAAAAGAGUGUUAAAACUUCCGGUUGUAGUGGCCACUGCGUCUCGGCCAGAGACGACCGAGUCUUGUAAGCGCAUGGGCGCUACUCACGCCAUCAACCAUCGAGAAGACAUUGUGAAGCAGAGUGAAGAUCUGAAGCUCAAAGUACCCAUCAACUGCGCACCCUUCGGAAAAGUCUGCACCAUCGUCCAAGCAGACGUUAGUCUCUACGGGACAGAAUUUAUGUCAAAGUCCUUAACAUUCUCAUGGGAUUGGUUGGGUUCUGCUGCAUAUCAUGACACAGGCGUUGAAGACUAUCACGAGAUGCUGGGGACGAUCUCGCGUCUGAUGGAGGAGGACACGCUGUUUUCUACGGUUGGCACAAGGCUUAGGUUGACGUUUGAAGAGUUGAAAGAGGCGCAUCGCAGGGUGGAGAGUAGUACUACCGUUGGGAAGACUGCGCUUGGUAUUGAUGAGCCUGGUGAGGGUGAGCCGUUUGCUUAG
Molecule: messenger RNA, 921 nt
Organism: Fusarium redolens
Lineage: Eukaryota; Fungi; Ascomycota; Sordariomycetes; Hypocreales; Nectriaceae
Product: chaperonin 10-like protein
Exons: 6
Coding region: 1-921 (306 amino acids)
Molecular function (GO): oxidoreductase activity
Source: RefSeq, a predicted model, not a curated record